GUAGUCUAAAACCAUUACAUGAAGAUGUGUAUGUUUUGUAACAUGAAGGCUUUAAACUUUGCUUUAGAUUUUAGACGGAGAUUAUAUGAUUAAGCUGGAGAAGGAAAACAUACUUUUUCAGGUAGUCUAUAUUGCAUUACAUCAAGACGUGAAUAAUAAACUAUAAUAUAGAUGGUUAUAGACAAAGAAUAUAAGGAAAUGUGGCAUUGUGAAUAUGUACAUGUUUUGUGACAUAUAGACAUGGAUUAUUAGAGAAAGAUUAUAUGGAUAAAAAUAUGGCAUUUUAAUCAUGUAUGAGGUGACUGUAAAAGAGAAAAAGGUGGCACCAUGGGGAACCCUGUUAAAGGACUUCUCCCAGGACACGUCCUUUCAUGGAGUACGCUACACUGGCAUUCCAGGGACUCAUCCAUUGCGAAGGAUUAUUUGGAUGAUCAUAACUAUUGGUAUGUUCGCAGCCUUCUUGGUUGUGAUAAGCUUAAGGAUUCAUGAGUACUUCCAAUAUAAUAUGACUGUCAACCUUGAAGUGAAAGAUGGAGCACUGGAUUUACCAAGUGUUACGAUAUGUAACCACAACUUUCUCAGGGCAAGUAAAGUUUACCAAUCGGGGAACUUUGACACAGUUAGUGAGGCUUUCCAGGAAAGUGACGUUGAUUGCACUUCAGGUCAUCCACUUACGUCAUACCCCAAUAACACUCUUACGAUCAAACACAGUAAAGCAGCUAUUCAAAAGUCCAUUGAGAUCCACGAAGGGAUCACGAGAGAAGUGUGCAAGUAUCUAUGUAUAAAAGAUUUUGAUUGUAAAUCAUUGGUCUAUUCCCAUGCAAGUAUGACGUGCUACAUCACAACGUUCAAUCUCGACAAUUCAUCUGAUGAUGUCACCCUUGUACAGAGUGAGACGGAGGAUUAUUAUGAAUACUGCUCACCUUGCAACAGUACAACUGAAUUUGAAUGUGCAUAUGGUGACAAAUGUAUUGAUAAGGCACUUAUGUGUGAUGGAGUGGCCGAUUGUGCAGAUUCUUCAGAUGAAAUUGGCACUUGUUGGCUCAACACAGAUUUUACCUUUUACAUUGAAUGGGGUUUCUUAGUGGAUACCAGUAAAAAAAUAUAUUGGAAAAAGAUGAACAGUGAUAGUGAGGAAGAAUUAUUAACUGGACUUUUUGCUCAGAUUACUGGCCAAAGAAAUGGAGUCUACGACCUCACAGAUGCUUUCACAGAGUCCUUGGGAGAUGACAGUGAUGAUCCAACUGCAGGCUACUUUCUGUUGCCUAGCAGCGACCAACCAUCUGAUUAUCUGAGCAGCUACAUCGAGACGGCCACAUUGAUCUCUCCCGUCGUCAGUGGGAGCUUAAAAACGCAAAGAAUAUGCUACCAACUCUCCUACAAGGUCUACAUAUCCACAGAAGUGCAGGACUUCAAUUGCUGGAAUGUAUCAUUGCCGUCAUCUAUGUUACAAAUUUCCCGGAGCUACCUGUCAAAUGGAUUUGAUGAGCCCUUGUGGAAUAUUAAGAUGGCUGGUAACACUGCCUGUGACCGAACCAAGUGGCAUAAAGUGGCCAUAGAUAUACCCCCAGCAGAGUUUGAUUAUUAUAUCUUAGUCAAAACAACCAAUGAGCAAUUGCCGAUUGCCAUCGAUAAUCAGUUGAUCUCACCUGAAGCUUGUGCAAGUCAAGGGUGCCCCUCAAAUAUGUUUGAAUGUAUGAAUGGCCAUUGUAUACCAAACCAAGCAUUGUGCAAUGGUACAAAUGAUUGUGGGGAUGGAUCUGACGAGACUGAAACUAGAUGCUCGAACACACACAUCAAUUGUGAUUUUGAAAAUACACAUCUAUGUGGUUGGGUAAUCCCUCCUGAAGGGGGUGAUUGGUAUUAUGUAGAAUCAAGAACACAGUCUUUUGACUUUUACAAUGAUGGUAUGGCAGAGUAUUGGCCAAAAUAUGAUUUUACCACUCAACAUAGGGCUGUGGAUGAUUAUUCAGUGAUAUAUGACGAUGCAUGCGAGUCUGGACAGCUGAUCACAAGUAGCGAAGGUUUCAUCCAAUCAAUUGGCUAUGGUACCUUGGAUUAUGGUAAUUACUUAAAUUGUGUGUGGACAAUCAGCAGCUCCGACUUAGGUGUUGGCCAGGUCAGGAAACUUCAAAUCAUCGGCCUUGACAUAGAGAUUUUAUCAAACUGUGCAAAGGACUAUCUCAAAAUAGAAACUCCUGGUGGGGGAACUCUCUGGAAGGGAUGUGGCAGUCUAUUUGAAGAAAUGGCUGUUACGACAUCUCUUGGAGUGGACUUAGAUAUUCCAGUGACUAAUGAAGAUAUUACAAUUACAUUCUUUACGGAUGGUUGGAAUACGGGCGAAGGAUUCAAAAUAGCAUUUACAACACACACUGGACCAGCUGUAAAUGAUCCUUUAGACCCAUUUAACCCACUGGACAUUACAGAAUAUGGGACUGUUGAGAAUCCUCUUCACAUUGAUGUUGUUCAUGGGGGAAUUGUUAUGCCCCUUGCCCAGACAGGAACAUUUGCAUGGAGCAUUAACACAAGUGAUCCAAAUAAGGUCAUACAAGUGGAUAUAAGAAUAGCUAGUCCUUAUGAUUUGGACUGCACAAAUGGAGACAAUAUUCAAAUUAAUGACGCAAUGGGUGUAAUCCUAACACAAAUGUGCGAUGAAAGCACUUCCGAAGCCCUCUACAAUUACAGAGAAACAGUACUCUCUACUACAAAUGCAGUUGUUAUCGUGUUAACCAGAGGCACUGUGACUCUUGAGGAGAUCAACAAAUAUGUUGUGUCAUUCGAAUAUGCAGCUCAUUAUAAGCCAGGGCAUAUGAUUAUGGGGAAUGUAGUCAGUACUGGAACUGCCGAAAAUAACUUCCUUGAGUCUCCACUACAUUAUCCUACCUAUGGUGUUAUGUGUAUCACCAUCCAUUACAAGCUCUACCAGGGAACUCUUUAUGUAUCCACGCAGACAAGAACACAUACUAAACUAGUGCUGGACAUUACCAACUCAUUAUCAAAUACGACGCUUUGGACUGAAGCGAAAUUUGAGUUAUCAGAUAUGAAUGAGUUUAAACUGAAGUUUGAAUUUAGUAGUUCCUUUUCUUUAAACUUUGUAAUGAUUGAUGAGACACAGUUAGAAGAGGGAAGUUGCGAUUGCAAUAAAUACCUCGAAUCACCAGAUGGCGCCGAAUACACGGGUGACAUGGCAAGAACUGAGGAUGGUUAUACAUGCCAGUCAUGGAACCUCAACUCUCCACAUCAAGGUUUGUACAGUUCCCAGCCAUCACAGAUGAAUUACCCCUCAGGAUACUUUGAAUCUAACUAUUGCAGGAACCCUGAUGGUUCCACCAAACCAUGGUGCUACACGACUGACUUACUGCACGAAAAGGAUGAUUGUGACAUUGAAACUUGUGCGUAUCACUACACAGAGUUGACGAACUACUGCUAUUCAUACGAUUCCUCCGCACCAACAUUUUUUAGUCUAGAAAAUUUUCCCGACCCUGAUUUAGCUGUUGCAACUUGGGAGAGGGAUUUCCCCAUAUAUGCUUGCUAUCUGGCAUCUAAACGCAAUGGAUUUGAAAUUUUUGCUCUCUAUGGUGGUGGAAAAUGUGCUGGGGGACUUACAGCAUACAAUCAGUCACAAGUUGCUACUCCAAUUGAUUCUGCACUAUGUGCUAAUGACAGCGGCUUGGGAAGUACAUCGACAUAUCAUGUUUAUAAAGUCAUCUUCGACGAAUCCAAAGUUAUCAAGGUUCCCACAUGGGAAAGCUUGUGUGUUGCAUUAAAGCUCAGUGGGGAAACAGACACAGGUUUUUGCAGUUUGGACGACUCUAUGAAGAGGUUUCUUUACCUGCAUACCUCCCCAACUAUGAAGUCCAAUUAUCUACCAGAAAUAGAGAAACUAGAGGUGAAAGAGUGUGACAGGAACUGUAAUGGUAGCUGUAAUGUGGCAGGGUGGUGGCGCUGUGACGACCAGUGCAAGGAUGGCUAUGUACUCUCCGAAGCUGAUAAAGUUUGCAAACCAUCAUCCGAUGACUAUAUGUCAGACUUCCUCCUCACCAAAGCCCAUGAUGCCAAUGAUCUGAUAUUUAGUUGUUCUUGGGAUGUUGGUGAAUGCAGUAGUGAAAGUUUUGUAUUGACGCAUACAGAUUAUGGGCAGUGCUACACAUUCAAUACCUCAAUUUCCACCGUCACUAAAACGGGUGCAUCAUCCGGACAAUACAAGUAG
This is a messenger RNA of Owenia fusiformis, 4210 nucleotides long. NCBI's taxonomy places the organism in Eukaryota, Metazoa, Annelida, Polychaeta, Sabellida, Oweniidae. The record is from the annotation of a GenBank genome assembly.